AUGGAGCCCAUUCCUCGGCCUGUCCCAGAAUCGGUACCCUUCCCGCUUGAUUCAGGACCCGACGAUGACGCAUUCAAGGACGCCUCGCCUUUCAUCCCCUUUUAUCGCACCCCGAACCCUGCAAUUAAUGUGAUGCUGAGGGGGAAGAAUCCUGAGCAUCAAGUGGUGCUUUCAAGAGUGGAUUAUCUCGUGGGUGGUUUUGAAAUUCAUAAGAACCUUUGGAAGCGUUGCGCGGAAAGCAUGUCCAGCAGGGACAAAUGGUCGGCGCCUUGCGCAGUUGGGCUUGAUUCCAGUGCCGCCUCUUCUUGUGGCGUCGGCGAAGGGACCGCCUUUGCCGGCGGCCGCCUACGCUACAUGCCCAUCAACUACUCCAGCGAGUCUGGCUGGUGGGCGGGUGCUUGUCAGUACUCAUCCAUCACAACACCAGCACCGGACAUGAGUCGCCAACAGCAGCAGCAGCAGCAUCAUCAUCAUCAGGGACGCCACCAAGAGCAGCAAAUAGGCGGCGGGAAAUCGGGCACUCAUAGACCGGUUUUGGCUGAACAUGUGGCGGACCAUGCGGCGACCCUCGUGGCGCCCGAUGGCUCAGCCACUCCUGGCCUAAAGCAGGAGUUCAAGGCGUGUUGUCGGGGCCUGGCCAAGGCCACGAGCAGCAAGAAAAAUAAAGGAAGGAAAGCCCAUGGGCACACGGAAGAGGUUUUCGUUCCGGAUUACUUGUUCCCGCACGCAGCCAGCCAGCAGGUGCGAUUAAAUAGCAGGUCGGGUCGCGUUCGAUUUCGGGUCAUUUCCUGGCGAAAACCCAACACCUGCGACGUUUCCCAGGAAACCCGCAAGACGACGCUAGGCUCGCUUCUGACGCUGACGAUCGGCUUUCAUAUUUUCGUUUCAUGA
Molecule: messenger RNA, 891 nt
Organism: Notodromas monacha
Lineage: Eukaryota; Metazoa; Arthropoda; Ostracoda; Podocopida; Cyprididae
Source: the annotation of a GenBank genome assembly